AUGUCUUUCAUAAAAGAUGCUUUCGCUAAGGUCAAAACCAACGUUGAGUAUUUUGGUGAAAAAGAUUGGCAUAAUUGGGGUCAAAACCAGAAAUGUACUCCCGCUGAAAUCUUUCGACCUGUUAAUUUACAUGAUUUAAAAACAAUCUUGAAGGAUAUUAAGAUUCAAUAUAAUGAAAAGUUGAAAACUUGGACAGUCACCACAGAAGCAGGUGUAUACCUAAAAGAUCUUGAUGACAAGUUAAGGAAACAUGACCCUCCAUUAACGUUAGAUUCUGCGACCGUAUUGAACUCUGUAACAACCUCUGGCAUUGUAGCAACUGGUUCUCAUGGUGCAAAAUGUGCAAAUUCAAAUAUCCCGGAAAAAGUAAUCUCUUUUCAAAUUGUAACAGCCGAUGGUGAACUUCAUGAAUUUUCUGAUGAAAUAGAUCCUGUUGAAAUGAGUGCAGCUAGAGUCAAUUUUGGUCUCCUAGGGAUUAUAUAUAAACUCACUUUUAAAGUCGAACCAAUGUUUAAUGUGAUAAUGAAAGAUAGCUUUCCGAACAUUACAGAUUAUUGGAAAGCUUCAAACCUCAAAAAUGAUGUAUUGAACAACGAAAGUGUUGAAAUUUUUUAUUGGCCAUUCAAUACCCCUGGACUUGAUGAAAAGAAUGAUAAACUUUGGGUAAAAACUUGUAAAAGAACAGAUUCAAAUGUUACAGUGAGUCAGACCGAGGAGAAAUUGUUGUGGGCCUUCCAAAAUUUUGAACUCAAAUUUGGAGAUCAUCUUUAUGAACAUGUCGCCAAAGUUCCAGAAUCUACUCCAUACAUUACUAAUCUUCUCUUUGCUGUUGGUGUUGAACAUGCAAGUGAAAAGGUUCUACAAGCACCUGAUGCUAUUCAUUAUCAGGGCGGUAUCGAUAACAUUCCUUGUAUGGACCUCGAAUUUACUUUCAAGGUCAAUCAUGUUUAUGAAUUUGCUGCAGAUAACAAGUAUCCAUUAAAUCUUGCAGCAGAAUUUCGAAUUAAUAAGGCGUCCAAAUGUCUACUUGCUUCAACAUAUGAUGAAGAUCCAAAUGCGUAUUACUGCUCACUCGAAGUCUUAUCUGUUAAUGGCACUCAAGGUUUCCUUGAAUUUUCUAUUGAAUUGGCUGAAAGAUGGAUGAAGAAAUAUAAUGGUCAGCCACAUUGGGGUAAAAUGUGGGAACAUGUACCUGAUAUUGUUCCAUAUGCACGUAAACAUAUGGGAAAACGACUGAAUACGUUUGAAAAUGUUAGGGCGAAGUACGAUCCUAAUGAAAUGUUCUUUGACAAUAAGUCUUUGAGACAACUUUUUGGCAAAUAA
Messenger RNA from Cetraspora pellucida, 1323 nucleotides. The record is from the annotation of a GenBank genome assembly. Lineage: Eukaryota; Fungi; Glomeromycota; Glomeromycetes; Diversisporales; Gigasporaceae.